UUACCAUCAAGGGGUGUGGUGAGAGAACAAGUAUUUUUUUUUAAUACCGAGGUUAACUAAAGAAAAUUAAAAAAUGGGUGAAUUCGCACACGGAUUGUUUGGCUGUUUCACCAACUGUGGAGUUUGCAUAAUGACCUACUUUUUACCGUGUGUUACUGCCGGACAAACCGCCGAGAAAGUUGGAGAAUCAUGUUGUCUUUACGGCUUCCUCUCUAUAUUAGGACCUAUCGGAAUCUGGUCAAGAGCUAAAAUAAGGGGAAAGGUCAGGGAAACAAAGGGAAUCGAAGGAUCAUUUGGUAUGGACUGUCUUUUGGCUUGGUUCUGUGGUCUAUGUGCAUUAGUACAGGAAGCAAAUACUAUGGAAGGGGCACAAGCUCAGUCGAUGGCGCGUGAAUAGACAGCAUCAUCAAGUCACGUGAUCUCGGCUCGUCAUCAUGGGAAAGAACCGAAUUCAUCCGUGUGAUUUUUUACUCGUCUUAUAUUGAACCCUUACACUGAUGCUAUCUCAAAACUUAGUAUACUUUAUAUAAAAACGGCAAUCUUGUCCUUUGUGAUAUUUAUGUGUAAUCUUUAUAUAAUUAUAUAGUGAAAACUCAGAUUGACUCAAAUCAACAGAAAUUGUGAUAGAUUUAUAUAUGGAACAAUCCACACAUCCUAGCAGGGAAUCCAUUUCUUUUUCACAGAUGAAUCCUGUAUUAAAACAAACUGCUAAUCAAGGUAGUUUCGGGUUUCAAUGAAACAAAUAAUGCGUUUUUAUAUUUGUUUAUUAUAUUUCUAUAAUUUUUUUUAAAAUAAAUUUUGUAUAAAACAUGUAAA
Molecule: messenger RNA, 816 nt
Organism: Ruditapes philippinarum (Manila clam)
Lineage: Eukaryota; Metazoa; Mollusca; Bivalvia; Venerida; Veneridae
Exons: 3
Coding region: 74-397 (107 amino acids)
Source: RefSeq, a predicted model, not a curated record